UGCUUGUUAUCUGAGAAAUCAGUUAACAGUGUUGGCAAAAUUUGAAUAGUUUUUACUCUUAGGAGUAGCAUUUACAUCCCCGUUAAGUAGCUCCACCUCCCUCCUGAAUUUUGGUGUGGCUUAACCUCUGGAAACUGAAUCGCCAGCCAAACGGAUGUGUAUACGUCCAUAAAGCAGGCAGUGAUUUCACCAGGCUAAGCAGGAUGUUGGGGAUUUCUGCUUCACGGCAAUGCAAAUAGUUCGGCAUCUACAAGCCUAGCGGGAAAUUCACUCAACUACUACACGCGUGUCUGUUAGGCAUUACCCUGAUAUGGUGUUAAUACAGUGGAGAGUUGCAGUAGAAUAUAAAAGUGUUGCAGAGCGUUGAAGCGACGGUGAGACAACCUGUGGCUGAUAUCCCGUCUGUUUUCAGGCGCUCAAGUGUCAUUGGCUGGCCGCUUGCUUUAGUCAUAUAACGUCUCCGCUCUCUGAGCUGGACGUAGAGGUGCGGAUUUUUUACCGUUAGAAGGUGAUGGCAGAUGUGCUGUAAACGGAAAUUAUCAUGAAAGUUUGACCAGGGAGACCAGGGAUCAGUUAUUCGAGAAGCGUCAUAUCACACCUCAUUUUGUCAUAAGCUUGGAUUAAUACAUCGUCGUGAGCAUAUUAGUAACGAGACCCAGGCGUUUUAUACUGGAGUUUUACGUGCUGAUGUUACAAACGAAGUAUGGAAGGCGGUAAUACACAUAACGGCAGAACUCUUCGCAGAUGCAGGGCGUCAUUGUCUUGAUGCGGUCUGUCAAGGAUCAGUGGGUGAACUGUAUAGUUCUCGGGUGAUUCGAGGGAUCUAUCAAUUGUAUGACUGAUUUGCCUCCAAUAUGCACGUCUUGAUCGUUGUUUUAUUAAGUGUGAUUUGCAUCACUCGGGUUGCCCCCGAUCCUUUACCAAUUGUUAAAAUGGCUGUUCUGUUGCCCUUUAAAGGUAACUACCCUUGGGGCAUCCCAGUCACCCUACCCGCUUUAGAGUAUGCUGUGGAGUACAUAGAGAAAAAUGCCACCAUUUUACCAAACCACCAUAUACAGCUCACCGUAAAAGAUUCUCAUUGUUCAGAAACAUUCGGACCGCUGGCCGCCAUUGAGAUGAUGAUGGUGUUACAGCCCCAUGUCUUCAUCGGCCCAGCGUGCGAUUACGCCGUGGCGCCAGUCGCCAGGUAUUCUCCUAGCUGGGGUAUUCCAAUUUUAAGUGCCGGUGGCCUUGUGGCUGCCUUUCAGGACAAAAGACAAUACAAGUUGCUAACUCGCAUCCAGGCCUCAUACGCGAAAGCUGGCGAAUUUUUCGUCCAUCUUUGCUCAAAUUUCAACUGGACUAAAGUAGGUCUACUUUAUCACAACUUUCAAACGGACGCAAAUGAAGGGCGGUCUGAUUGCUAUUUCACUAUGGAAGCAAUUUUCAUUGCCGCCAGGAAAUACCUCAAGGUUCGUCCAUGGCAUAAGCCUUUUGACGAGCAGGAUCCCACAUUGGAUAUUACCACGAUUCUCAAGGACAUGUCAAAACAUAUCAGAAUUGUCGUACUCUGCGCCUCUCCAGACUCUGUCCGGGACAUUAUGCUGAAGGCGGAGGAACUUCAGUUCGACAAUGGAGAGUAUGUCUUCUUCAAUAUCGACCUGUUUGUCAGUAAAAACCAGAGUGAAGUUCCUUGGUAUCGUGCCAACGACACGAAAGAAACCAACGAGCGGGCCCGGAAAGCUUACGAGGCGUUGAUGACCGUGACGCUCCGGAAACCCACGAGUCCUGCCUACCACCGCUUCUCGGACGAAGUGAAGCGAAGAGCGCAAUCCAAGUACGAGAAUUUUACGUAUGGGGAAGAGGAGGUGAACAGUUUCGUUGGAGCCUUCCACGAUGCUGUCAUUCUCUAUGCUCUUGCUCUAAACGAGACCCUCGCAGAAAACGGGAACAUCACCGAUGGCGCCGAAAUCACCAGGCGAAUGUGGAACAGGACCUUUGAAGGCAUAACGGGCACAGUCAGUAUCGACGCUAAUGGUGACCGGAAUGGGGAUUACUCGUUGUUGGACCUCAAUCCAGUAACCCAAAAAUUUGAGGUUGUCGCUAAUUACUAUGGCAAUAAGAAGGUGUACGAGCCCGUCACGGGGAAAAGGAUACAUUGGGCAGGGGGUCGGAAUUCACCACCUCCGGACACACCCGAGUGUGGCUUCGACUACUCUCUGUGCCCUCCAGAAGAACCCAUCCCAGAGUAUGUGAUCGUCAUCAUUGUGUUAGGAUCCAUCUUGCUGAUGGUGCUGGUUGCUGCUUUCUUCAUCUACAGACAUAUCAAACUGGAGGCAGAACUGGCGGAAAUGAAUUGGCGAGUAAGGUGGGAAGAUAUAAUGUUUGGAACAGGAGAAAAAACGAAACAGGAGAGGAACGGGAGUAGGCUUAGCCUCAACCGGCGCUAUUCCAUGGCCAGUUCCAUAUCCGGCGACACCAUUGCGGUUCACCUCAGCGACGUGGGAAACAAACAGUUGUUCACCAAAACGGGAUAUUAUAAGGGGACAAUUGUUGCUAUAAAGAAGAUUAAUCGCACUAACUUCAACAUCAACAAACCUGCGUUAAUGGAAAUUAAAAAGAUUAAGGAUUUACAGAACGACCAUAUUUGUCGGUUUAUAGGCGCCAGCAUUGACCCGCCCCACCAGUGCAUACUUACAGAAUACUGCCAAAAAGGCAGUCUGCAGGAUGUAUUAGAAAACGAACAGAUCAAACUUGAUUGGAUGUUCAGAUAUUCACUGAUGCAGGACAUUGUGCGGGGCAUGACAUACUUACACAGCAGUGAAGUCCGCAGCCAUGGGAAUUUGAAAAGUACAAACUGUGUCGUGGACAGCAGAUUUGUGUUGAAAAUUACAGAUUUCGGGCUACAUUCUCUAAGAGACGAAGAAGACGAUGCCGACUUCAACACGUUCGCUUACUAUAACAGCAAACUCUGGACAGCACCGGAGUUACUCCGCAUGCACAAUCGGCCACCAGAGGGCACUCAGAAAGGGGACGUCUACAGUUUUGCCAUCAUCUGUCAGGAGAUUGUGUACAGAUAUGGCGUCUUUUAUUUAUCAAAUUGCGAAGGCGAAAUAGGACCACAAGAGAUAUACCAGAAAUUAAAAGAUGGCGUCCGCCCGUACUUCCGGCCUACUAUGGAGCCUGCGGACUGUCCGAAUGACGAACUGGCGGCCGUUAUCCGUCGAUGUUGGUCGGAAGAUCCAGCGGAAAGACCCGAUUUCCAGAGUUUGAAAUCUAUAGUUCGAAAAUUAAAUAAGGAUGGAGACAAGGGUAACAUACUCGACAACCUGCUCUCCCGGAUGGAGCAGUACGCCAACAACCUGGAGGCGCUGGUGGAGGAGAGAACUGCCGACUACCUCGAGCAGAAGAAAAAGGCAGAGGAUUUGCUUUAUAGUAUGCUGCCCAAACAAGUAGCCAGGCAGCUGAUAGCUGGAGAAUCUGUGGCAGCGGAAAAUUUUGACAGCGUAACUAUUUACUUCAGUGAUAUUUGUGGCUUUACCGCCAUGUCGUCCGAGAGCACUCCCAUGCAGGUGAUCGACUUACUUAACGAUUUGUAUACGGCAUUCGAUUCCAUCAUUGAAAACUUCGACGUAUAUAAGGUAGAAACGAUAGGUGAUGCGUACAUGGUUGUUUCUGGGUUACCGGUGAGAAACGGAAAUGUCCACGCACGUGAAGUAGCCCGGAUGUCACUUGCCCUCCUCAAGGCAGUUCUGUCAUUCAAAAUAAGGCACCGCCCUAACGACCAGUUGAAACUCCGUAUAGGAAUACACAGUGGUUCAGUGUGCGCGGGGGUUGUGGGAUUGAAAAUGCCCAGGUAUUGUUUAUUCGGUGAUACUGUUAACACGGCAUCAAGAAUGGAGUCAAACGGUUUACCGCUGAAAAUACAUGUGAGUCCAUAUACAAAGAAAGUGUUGGACGACUUCGGGACGUUUGAUCUGGAGUUACGUGGUGCUGUAGAGAUGAAGGGAAAAGGGAAAGUCACCACUUACUGGCUAAACGGUGAAUAUCCCGAUGUGAAGAAAAGUGGCUCUGGCAAUAAUAUAAAAGCUCCAGACUCGCCAGAUAAUAAUGUCAAGACGACAUCUAACUCUUGAUGCAGUCU
Liolophura sinensis is the source of this 4123-nucleotide messenger RNA. Its product is annotated as atrial natriuretic peptide receptor 1-like. Gene Ontology annotation, biological process: cGMP biosynthetic process; protein phosphorylation; intracellular signal transduction. NCBI's taxonomy places the organism in Eukaryota, Metazoa, Mollusca, Polyplacophora, Chitonida, Chitonidae. The transcript is spliced from 22 exons. The record is from RefSeq and is a predicted model, not a curated record. Gene Ontology annotation, molecular function: guanylate cyclase activity; adenylate cyclase activity; peptide receptor activity. Gene Ontology annotation, cellular component: plasma membrane. Bases 855 to 4115 code for a protein of 1086 amino acids.